This is a messenger RNA of Penicillium cinerascens, 369 nucleotides long. RefSeq lists its product as uncharacterized. The transcript is spliced from 2 exons. Gene Ontology annotation, molecular function: RNA nuclease activity; RNA binding. NCBI's taxonomy places the organism in Eukaryota, Fungi, Ascomycota, Eurotiomycetes, Eurotiales, Aspergillaceae. The coding region runs from base 1 to 369 and encodes 122 amino acids. The record is from RefSeq and is a predicted model, not a curated record.
AUGAAGUUCACUUUGGGUACCGCCUCCAUCCUCUUCUUGAGCCUCACCUCCGCUGUUCCGGCCGAGGACUUUGCCAAUCUUGAAGAACGUGAGGAGCCCUCCAACGCACCCAUUGACUGGGAUGGCCCGAACAACUAUGCGUCCAUCAAGUGCGGCAAAAAUAAUUAUGAUGGCCAUGAUAUUUACCUUGCCACGCAGCACGCCGUAAACCUGGGCCUGCUGAGCCCCCCUGAGACGCGAGGCGCGAAGAGCUACCCGCACCCGUUUGAAAACGAUGACAGCAACGGUGUGAAGCUGCACUUCCUUGCUCACUGCCCGGAGCACGACAUGCACCGGAAGGAGUACCCCCUCGUCAAGAACGGGCCUUAA